Messenger RNA from Sardina pilchardus (European sardine), 5863 nucleotides. RefSeq names its product FYVE, RhoGEF and PH domain containing 4a (gene fgd4a). The transcript has 17 exons. The coding region runs from base 188 to 2920 and encodes 910 amino acids. The record is from RefSeq and is a predicted model, not a curated record. Gene Ontology annotation, cellular component: cytoplasm. Gene Ontology annotation, molecular function: metal ion binding; guanyl-nucleotide exchange factor activity. Gene Ontology annotation, biological process: cytoskeleton organization; filopodium assembly. NCBI's taxonomy places the organism in Eukaryota, Metazoa, Chordata, Actinopteri, Clupeiformes, Clupeidae.
UACACGGAGGACGGAAUAGCACUUCCGACUGACUUUCUUGCAUUGUCCUGGUAGUCAGAUGUGGCGCUAGCUAAAGUACGGAACAUGACUCGGGCCAGAUAAGUCCCACGGGAUACGUUAUCUGUUUUCUCAUGCGGUUGCUUCUUACUAUGCGGAUAUCCCACCUCUCAAACUCGGAAUACUUUCCAUGUUGGAACGACCGCCAUACCAGCCCAAAAUGAGUGAGUUUCGGCGCAACGCUUUUAGAAGAAAAAAGUCAUCUUUCAUGACAUCAUCAUCAUCGGAGGAGCAACCUGAAGAAUGUGAAGAGAGGGCAGCAAGGUCCAGCUGCUUCACCUCUAAGAAGUCUGAGGAGGAACCGUGUGUUGCGGUGAAGAUUGCUCAUACCCAAGCGGUGGGCAGUGAGAGUGUUGGUCAGGAGAGCAGCAGCAGGAAGAGCAGCACCAGCAGCAGUGAUCAGAGUCAGGGGUUCAAUGGACGCAGGUCCGGCUACCGGCCUCUUCUCAAGCCCAAACCACAAGUGCCUCCUAAGCCAGUCCAUCUGCAGAGUCCGGUGACGACUCCCACACACCCCCUGAACCGGACCCCACUAGCCAGAUCUCAGAUGGAGGACCGAGGAGGAGGAGCAGGAGGAGGAGCAGGAGGAGGAGCAGGAGGAGGAGCAGGAGGUGCAGCAGGGAGAGGGCGAGCAGCAGGAAAUGGGACAGGAGUUGGAGCAGGAGGGGCAGGUGCAAAGGGCAGAGUGCUGGACCUCAUCAGCCGCUUCGAGGAGGGCAGUAACACAGACGGUAAUAAUAAGGUGAGCCCCAGUGGCUCCCCCCUCAAGCAGAUCAGCCGGUCGGCCAACUGCAGCCCGCUGCACAAGGGGACCGGACCUCCUGCUCUGCCCAAGGAAGGGGGCUCAGUGCCGGUCACGCCGUUUCGCAAUGCCCCCAAGCCCCCCAAAGCUGCCGCCAACGGUCUGCCAGCGCGCAUGGACGGCGGGGGUGCACACGCAGCUGUCAUGGUGAACGGAGACGCCGGGGACGACAACCAGGAGACGGACGGGAGCGUCCCGGACACACUCGCCGCACACGAGGCAGAGGAGCAGAGAGGAGCGAGGGAGGAAGAGGAGCAGCAGGAGGAGGAGGAGAAGGAGGGAGCGAGGGACCAAAGCGACGAAGGAGAGCAGCAACAUGAAACCAGCGACAUCACAACCAUGGAUAGAAAGGAGACCAAUGAGGAGAAGCUGUUUAAGAUAGCCAAUGAGCUGCUCCAGACGGAGAGGGCAUAUGUGGCACGGCUCAACCUACUGGACCAGGUGUUCUGCACUAAGCUAAUGGAGGAGGCCAAUAAGGGCACGUUCCCUGCGGAUGUGGUCAAGGGCAUCUUUUCCAACAUCUCCUCCAUAAACACGUUCCACAGCCAGUUUCUGCUGCCCGAUCUGGAGAAACGGAUGGGGGAAUGGGAGUCAACGCCACGGCUGGGUGACAUCCUGCAGAAGCUGACUCCCUUCCUGAAGAUGUACGCCGAGUACGUCCGCAACUUUGACAAGGCCAUGGAGCUGCUCAAACAGUGGACGGAACGCUCGCCACAGUUCAAAGCCAUCAUAGUCGACAUUCAGAGUCAGGAGGUGUGUGGGAAUCUGACCCUCCAGCAUCACAUGCUAGAGCCAGUCCAAAGGGUCCCGCGUUACGAGAUGCUGCUCAAGGACUACCUGAAGAAGCUUCCAGAAGCUGACCCCGACCGCCCAGACGCACAGAAGUCCUUGGACACUAUUGGCAUGGCGGCCACACACUCCAACAGUGCCAUCCGCAAAUCAGAUAACCUGAAGAAGCUGCUUGAGAUCUACGAGAUGCUGGGUGAGGAGGAGGACAUCGUUAACGCAUCUAAUGAGUUCAUUAAGGAGGGACACCUCCUCAAACUGGCUGCACGCAACACCUCUGCCAUGGACAGAUACCUCUACCUGUUCAACAACUUCCUCCUGUACUGCGUGCCCAAGUUCAGCCUGGUGGGCCAGAAGUUCACGGUGCGCACGCGGAUCGGCAUCGACGGCAUGAAGGUGGUGGAGACCACCAACGAGGACUACCCCCACACCUUCCAGGUGUCCGGCAAAGAGCGCACGCUCGAGCUGCAGGCCAGCUCUGAGCAGGACAAGGAGGACUGGAUCAAGGCAUUCCAGGAAACGAUCGCUAUUUUCCAACAGAAGAAUGAGACGUUUAAAACAGCAUCUAAGGACAUUGAGGAAGUGUCGACGGCUGAGUUGGGGAAGCGUGCCCCUCGCUGGAUCAGGGAUAAUGAGGUGACCAUGUGUAUGAAGUGCAGAGAGCCGUUCAACGCUCUGACACGGCGGCGACACCACUGCAGAGCCUGUGGCUACGUGGUCUGCUGGAAAUGUUCGGAGUACAAGGCGGCUCUGGAGUACGACGCAAACAAGAUGAACAAGGUGUGCAAGGACUGCUAUUCCAUCCUCUCCGGCCACUCAGAGGAGAAAGAGGGGAAGAAGAAGGGCAUCCUAGAGAUUGAGGCAGCGCAGUUCUCGGGCAGCAGUAUUAUGUGUGGCUUCCUGCAGUACUGUGAGAAGAACAAGCCCUGGCAGAAGGUGUGGUGCGUCAUCCCAGAGAAAGAGGCGCUGGUGCUCUACCUGUAUGGAGCACCACAGGAUGUGAAGGCCCAGUCCACCAUCCCUCUGCUGGGGUACACCGUAGAGGACAACCCCAAGGCCGCCGACGCCCCUGCCAGUUUCCGUCUGUCCCAGUCCAAGUCGCUCCACUGCUUCUUUGCCGAGAACGAGGAGGUCAAGCAACGCUGGCUCAGGGUCAUCCGCGUCGCCGUGACGGGGGAGGUGCCCGAGUCGCCGCCGCCGCCGCCCCACGGAGAAGCCCCGCCUCAAUCCACUGACUCUGCCAAUCAGACGCAGCCCAAUUCAGACAGCCUUUGAGGGAACUUUACACACCUAUGGAGAUGCUCGUAGGAGGCCAUCUUGGAACUCUCACAGCAGAGCAUUUGCAUCUGUGUGUAUAUAAACUGUAUGUGUGUGUGUGUGUGUGUGUGUGUGUGUGUGUGUGUGUGUGUGUGUGUGCGCGCACAAACUCAAACAUUGGCUGGAUUCAUAUAUAACUGCGCACACACACACACACACAUGCAGAGACACACAAUGAGCUUUGAAGUUUCCCGUAAAUUAGAAGUUCGAUCUGGUGAACUGGGUCCAGCCACAAAACACUAGAGGACUCGGCACACCACCACACAGCUGUCCGUUCAAGGCCCGUCUCUUUCUCUCUGCUUCUGGAAGGAUCCGUGCUUUCCAUACCACCCGCUCCCUCGCUCCUUGACAUCGCCAUGACCUUUGAACUCCAACCGCAUACACACGAGUGGAUUAUUGGAUUGCUUAUCAGUGCGAGUGUGUGUCGAUGCACUGGUUCCUCAUGCAGUGUACGAGUGGAGCGGGUCAGUGUGGUGACCAAGAGCUCCAACAGAAAGAGAGAGAGACGUAUGGAAAAGAGACGUUCUGUUAAGCUGUCUCCCUUGCCGUGCUAAGUGCCAAACUAGCCCCUGCUGUUUCUCUCGGAGUCCAACUGAAUCCCAAUUGUGAAAGACACUCCAGUCCACGCGGUCCAGCUGUCUGUAGUGAAUAGCCCCCCCUGCCCCGUUACUGAAGAGUUUCCUGAGAAGCUUCAAACUCCUACCAGCAUAGCAAAAGGACAGCAUGUCUCUCACCGUCUAUGAGGACUUCAAAAGUGGCAUCAACAACAGUGUAACCAAAAUCCCUUCAACCAGGGGACUAGUGGGGCUGUAAUCCCUACUCUAAAAUCCCCCUCCCUUGUCAUAUAAAUCACCGGACCUUCUUUAGAAAGGUGUGUGUGUGCGGGAGGGAGGGGGUCUGAUGGGAAGUCAGCCAUGUGGGGAAGUGUUACUCACACACACACACACAUGCUGCGGAUGUGCCUCCCUUGAGGACAAUGGACUAGCCUAGCGUCAGGAAAAUGAUGUGACUGUUUUUGUACCUGCGCCUCCGAAUGGCCAAUGUUCGAAUGUGAGAUUUCCUUGCGGAGGUUGUCCUCCUCCCAAGAUGGCCACAGGCUCGGGAAUGGGGCGCCUCAGAUCAGGGCCAUCUGGGUCCGGUUCAGUCCAGAGCCUUGCGCCCACUCUUGCCAGCUGUAUGAUAUUCAGUAUUGCAGAAGAUGAUGUGUGUGGGGAUGUGUUUGUGAUUGUGAGUGAGAAACUUCCUGUAAAUGUCUAUCAUAUGUGUAUACAGAGCACGUUUCUACUGACCAUCCUUUUUAUAGGCAACUGACGCCCCCCCCUCCUAAAACUGGGGUUACAGUACUGCUGAGGACACUUCCUGUGUUAUUAAAUAGGACUUCCUGUCGGCAGUCAGCACAAUCAGACACACACAGGCUCGGUGGUGUGGAGAGAAAUGUACUCUUUUUUUUAAGUAUUGUAAUUAAUGUAUUAUUUAAGAUAAUUUAUAGAGGUAUAUUGUGCAUGGUUUUAAAGAGAGAGUAGCACAAAAAUGUUUUAAAAAAAGCAACAAACCUUUCUUUCAUCUGUUAUGACUCCAUCCUUUUAUUUCUGAUUUCCCCUGAAGUUAUUUUUAGACUAUAUAGGCUUACAUCCGCAGACUGAUGAACAUAAUGUCUUCCAUUGUGACACGUAAAUGAAUUUCCCCUCCUACGAGUUCUCUUUGUUCGGCCUAAGACAUUUCUGUGAUGUGAUGUGAUAGAGUUGUGGAAUGGGGAAACAGACCCAACCAACAACAUCCCAGACCUGAACUGUGUCCCAAAACUUCCACAGGCCACAGAUUCAGGUAAGGGGAGGGCAUGUGAUGAGAACAGUAGCUUCUGAGUCAGCAGAUACCAGCAGGAAGCAACGAGAACAGACAUUGCUUACGUUCGUUCGCUUUUGACAUCCAUUGGAGACUCUUCUGGAGACAUAUUUAGGGCAAGUGCUCCAAAAACAGUCCAUGUUUUCUCUGAAAGCGUCGUUGGAUUUUAUUUUAAUGGACCGUUGCAGAGAAGGCUAUUAAGUUUAUUGGGUCAUUGCGAAGAAACGGAAUGAAGAGCACAUGCUCCAAAUAAGUCUUUAAUCCCAGACAGCAGUGCUUCUGAAUGAAAUGCCUCGAUCAAGUCAUCUGCAAUCUGGGCAAAGAGAAAUUAAAUACAUAAUCCUGCGAUUUAAUUUAACGUCCCCACAAUUUUCUGCCCGCUGACCAAUCUUUUGCACACAGGCUUCACCUCACUUCAUCUUUGUCUGUCUGUCUGUCUGUCCGCUUGUCCUGUCAGGGGUGCAGAAACGCAAUCGUUCAAAUGUGAAUGUAUCCCAACAGGCCCCUUAAAGCAUUGCACGCGGCCCCACUGAUACAGUGGUCAGUCGGCUCUCAGACUGAAGUUGCAUCUGGAUACAAACCAGGCGGUGGUUCUAUUGGAGUCGGAUCAGAGCCCCGACUGCAUUCCAGAAUGUAGAGCAGCAGACAGCCGCACGAAGCGCACCGUCGAUGUCAAAGCUUAAGGAUAUCUACCCUAGCCAUUAAUGACGGUGUGCCGUCGGUGUUAAGCAGCUAGCUAUGGCAUUGACAGCACGAUGUCAGCAUACGAGACAGGCUGUAAAGCGUUGAUGACAAUGCACUCCAAAACAUCAGGGUCCUACCCCAUAGCAUCGCUGACUGCACAUUGUGAGCCUACAGCUGUCUUCACGGCGCAGUGCGCCCCCUGGUGAUGACCUGGGACUGCACAGCUGUCAACGUAACUCAAUGACUUUGGCUUCUGUUCCACCCGACUUCUGACAAAAGUUGACAACAAUGAAAAAAAGAAAUCAAUGCACUUUACCCUCCUUUAUAAAAGUGUACCUUGUAAAGAAAUAAAAACAAGAUUCAAGUAUUAUUCCA